This is a messenger RNA of Penicillium cataractarum, 765 nucleotides long. Its product is annotated as ubiquitin carboxyl-terminal hydrolase isozyme L3. The transcript has 2 exons. Gene Ontology annotation, cellular component: cytoplasm. Gene Ontology annotation, biological process: ubiquitin-dependent protein catabolic process; protein deubiquitination. The record is from RefSeq and is a predicted model, not a curated record. Gene Ontology annotation, molecular function: cysteine-type deubiquitinase activity. Lineage: Eukaryota; Fungi; Ascomycota; Eurotiomycetes; Eurotiales; Aspergillaceae. Bases 1 to 765 code for a protein of 254 amino acids.
AUGUCUACGGCUCCCUCCGCAGAGAUCGUUGAUGGUUGCAAGACCUUCAUUCCUCUCGAAAACAAUCCCGAUAUACUGGAAAUUCUUUGCAGAAAUCUUAGUAUCUCACCAGAUCUCGCAUUCCAUGACGUCCUCUCUCUGUCACCGGAGUUUGUUAGAGAGUGGUAUCCCCGACCUUGUCAUGCCUUGAUUCUACUCGCCCACACGCCGAUUUACAACGCUGCCCGCUCGGCGAUUGAGCCAACAAUCCCAGAAUAUAACAGUUCAGGUCCCAACGAACCAGUUUUAUGGAUGAGACAGACCAUCGGACAUGCUUGCGGGCUGAUGGCGCUUUUGCACAUACUCUUUAACCUGGAAGGUCGUCGAUAUGUUACUCCGGGGUCGGAGCUAGACAACCUCAUCCAGCAAGCUAUUCAGCUAGGUCCCACGGAGCGAGCUCAAUUACUUUACGACUCUAAGUUUCUCGAAGAGGCUCAUAUGGAUGCGGCCUCGCGCGGAUCCUCGACUGCCCCCUCGCCUCGGGACGAGAACAAUCAUCAUUUCGUGGCUUUUGUUCAGGAAGAUGGGCAGGUGUGGGAGUUGAAUGGAGGCAUGAAUGGACCCCUGCUACGAGGGACACUAUGCCAGGGGGAAGAUCUACUGAGUGAAAAAGGGCUCAGUCUCACCGUGAAAGAUUUCUUGACCGCUGCUGAACAAGGUGGACAUGGAGAGAUGAGUAUUGUCGCAGUUACUGGGGCUGACGCUGUUGCUCCACGUUCAUCUUAA